Messenger RNA from Petromyzon marinus (sea lamprey), 6604 nucleotides. RefSeq lists its product as uncharacterized. Lineage: Eukaryota; Metazoa; Chordata; Hyperoartia; Petromyzontiformes; Petromyzontidae. Gene Ontology annotation, molecular function: protein binding. The record is from RefSeq and is a predicted model, not a curated record.
UCUCUGUGUGUCUGUGUCUCUGUGUGUCUGUGUGUCUCUGUGUCUCUGUCUGUGUGUGUAGGUGCCCAGGCAGGUGGUGUCUCUGCCGGCGUGCGUCUCCGUGUCUGCGGCACGUGACCACACGCUCUGCCUCGCCGUCUCCGGCCUGGCGUUUGCCUUCGGUCUCAACGAGUUCGGGCAACUGGGCGUGCGCGGAGCCGCCGGCACCGCCGCCGGCACCACUGCCUCCACCGCCUCCACCGGCACCACCGGCACCACCGGCGGCAGUAGCGGCAGUAGCGGAGGAGCGUGGGGUGGCGUGUGCAGCUCGCCGCAGCAGGUUCACCUGCCGUGCCGGCCUCCCCAGCGGGUGCUCGGCGUGGCGGCUGGCCCCACCCACAGCCUCUUCUACACCCACAGCGGCCUCUACACCUGCGGACUCAACAGCGGGCAGCUCGGUUACCCUCCACAGCCGGGCUGCCUGGUCCAGCCUCUGCCCAAGCUGGUGACCUCUUUGCCCUGGGUGACCCCAGAGGGACAGAGGUCACCGUCAUCGUCAUCAUCAUCAUCAUCAUCGUCGUCGUCGUCGCCCAGGGGAGCUCGAGGCUUGUCGGCCGCCCCGCUGGCGGCGGCCUGCUCCACCGCCAGCCUGGCGCUGACGGCCAGGGGGGAGCUGUUCCUGAUGGCGCACGGCACCAGCAGGAGGCUGGCCUCACGGAUGAUGGAGGUGAAGAAGAGCCUUGUGUUUGACAACAAACGGGCGUUGGGCGGUGGUGGUGAGGGCAGGGGUGGUGGUGGUGGUGAGCUAGACACGACCGUCAUUGUACUCUUCACCAAUGGAGCGGUGUACAUGUGGCGUGCUAGCGUGUGGAGCCGCCUGCUGGUGCACGACUCUGGAGCGAGGCCGAUCUCCGUGGGCGACCUCGCCCUGGGCUCCAACUCGGUCAUCGUGAGCAGCGAGGAUGGGGAGGUCUUCACGGGGGCCUGGGAGCCACGGAGCCAACCUAGAGAUCCAGCAGCGGCCGCCUCCCCAUUAGCACGCCGGGCGUCACGCCCCUGCACGCUCACCACACAGAUGUUCAAGAGCACAGGUGAGGUGGAGGUGGUGAGGGUGAUCGUGCUCCGGGUUCCACUCCUCCACCGUGCUCUCUGCGUGGCCACCGACUCGCGGCGUGGAGACAACUACAGCUGUGUGCAGACUCACCCACUCGCUGGCCUCCCGGCACCGCCCUCGCUGCUGCCCGGCCCCUCCAUGCCCGAGUCGCUGCUCCGUCUCCUGGCUGACGUGCCCAGCACGGGAGACGCCCUCCUACUGCCCUGUCCGCCCCCUCACCCCGACGCUCACCCCGACGCUCACCCCGACGCUCACCGGCCCGCCCCCGUGGCCGCUCACCGUCUGGUCCUGGAGGCCGCGUGCCCGGCCACCCGGGGCCGCUGGCAGGCAGGGCCCUGCCCUGGGCAGGGGCGGCAGCAGCAGCAGCAGCAGGGCGUGGAGGUGCCUGCACACUCGCUGGCCAUCCUCGUCCAGAUGGUCUACAGCGGAACUGCACGAGAAUUGAGGGACGGCAGUCGCGAUGGGUCUGGCAAGAGACGCAUGGACACCACCCUGAUAGCCACACUCAUACAGGGAGCUCACACACUGGGGGCCCAGCAGUUGCUGGAGCGGCUCCAGGCCGGCCGCUACGUGGAUGGGGAGGGAUUCGUGAUGGCAGCCCCAACGCCGCUCAGCUUCAACCGCCUCCAGAGCCUCCACCUCAGCGACGUCACGCUCGUCUCCUCGGACGGAGUGGAGUUCCCGUGCCACCGGUGUCUGCUCCGCGCCAGGCUAGAGUAUUUUGACCACAUGCUUGGAAACAACUGGAUGGAGGCAACCUCUGCCCUGCUGCCCCUCCCCGUGACCUCCGACUUGCUGGACGAAAUCCUCUCCUUCCUCUACACCGACACAGCCCCUCGCAUGGACGGAGGCGAGAGCGUCGAGUUUGUGAGUCGUCUUCUCCUCGUUGCCGACCAGCUCCUCAUCGCCCGCCUCAAGCGAAAGUGCGAAGAUUCCUUGUCACGAACACUGACGCUGCUCAAUGUCUGUGAGCUGCUGGAGCUGACCGCUGUGGUGCUGUCUCCGUGUCUCCGCGUCUCCUGCCUCCACUUCAUCUGCCACAACCUGCCCAUCCUCCUGGAGACACGGUCCCUGGACAUUCUCACUGAAGGCAACCUCCAGGCUGUGGCACAGACCUACAGAGACACGGUGCCAGCAAUGCGCCACCGUCGCCGUCGCCGCCACAGCUGCGCCGUGACGCGGGUGGAGGAGGUGGAGGAGGUGGACCCCUCGCUCCUCUCGCUGCUCCACCUCGUCGCUCGCGAGGAUCGGGGGGAGUGUUGGGACAGCGACGAUGAUGACGACGAUGACGACGUUGGAGGAGCGGAGAUGAGCGCAGACAGGGAGGCCGUGGCCAGGGUGCGGAGUCGAGCUCCUCGCCGCCGACUCCGCAGUGGGGGAGGGGGUGGAGGGGGGGGCACUCCGGGGGACCCCGACAACAACAACAGCCACAACAACAACAACAGCCACAACAACAGCAGCAGCACCAGCACUGCUAUCAAUGCCCCCUCUGCUACGAUCAGUGCCCCCGCUGCUACGAUCAGUGCCCCCGCUGCUACGAUCAGUGCCCCCGCUGCUACGAUCAAUGCCUCUCAUGCCAUCGAUGCCCCCGCUGCUCUCCGUAUCGUCACAGCCACCACCCCCACCGGGGCAGCCGCCGGGCCUUGCCGAUCGUCGGCCACCACCGCCGGCAGCGGCCCCGGCAAACCCCGGCCUGGCUCCUCCUCGCUGGCAGGAGGAGGAGGGGGGGUGGUGGCGGGGGAGGAGGAGGAGGCAGAGGAGGAGAUGGGGCCGGACGGCUCCAAGGGUGGUGCUGCCACCGUCGCCACCACCACCACCUCGGUGUGGGGGGCAACAGAGAGCGACACGGAGCCACGGGUGCCGGUGCUGGAGCUGCGUCACGUCCUGCGUGUGGAGAGCGGCGCUCAGAGCAGACGCCAGGGAGCUCCACGCAGCACGCGGCCUGUCCGUGUGGGGAAGCUGUCUCAGAAGCAGCGCAAGAUGGCAGCUUUGUCUCCACGAGACUCCGUGGACAAGGAGGGGUCGGACAAGGGGGACACAGAGCCACGAGCGUUCCGAGGAUGGUCUGUCCCCGUGUCUCCGGACAGCGUCCCGUCGCUGCGAGACGUCAUGAGACAGGAGCAGUCGGACAACGAGGCCGCCGCUCCUCCACCACCACCAGCACCACCACCUCCUCCUCCUCUUCCCACCACCACCACCACCACGGCCGCCCCCGCGUGGUGUGGGGGAGACAGCGGCCGUGACAGCGGCCGUGUCGCCCCCCACGUCGCCCCCCACCCUCGCGUCCACUCCCUGGUCUCCAUCCAGGAGGAGGAGUUGAGGGCCGAGCGAGCGUUGAUCUCCACCCGGGACAAACCCCUGGAGCUCAUACAGCUGGAGGAGAGGGCCCUGCAGGAGCUGCUGAGCCUCUACGAGCGUCGCUUCCCUCGCGAAUCCAUCCGUGUGGCACGCGUGGAGCCCCCGCUCACAUGGAGCCCACCUCAGUGGCACUCGCACUGACACCGCACCGACACCACAUUCACACCGCACUGACACCGCACCGACACCACAUUCACACCGCACUGGCACCGCACCGAGACCACAUUCACACCGCACUGGCACCCAAGCCUAGGCCUUGCCUAACAGACGAGCACUAGGCCUUGCCCAACGGAGGAGCCUAGGCCUUGCCUAACGGACGAGCCUAGGCCUAGCCUAAUGGACGAGCCUAGGCCUUGCCUAACGGACGAGCCUAGGCCUAGCCUAACGGACGAGCCUAGGCCUUGCCCAACGGACAAGCCUAGGCCUUGCCUAGCGGACGAGCCUAGGCCUUGCCCAACGGAGGAGCCUAGGCCUUGCCUAAUGGACGAGCCUAGGCCUAGCCUAAUGGACGAGCCUAGGCCUUGCCCAAAGGACGAGCCUAGGCCUAGCCUAACGGACGAGCCUAGGCCUUGCCUAGCGGACGAGCCUAGGCCUAGCCUCACGGGCAGGCCUAGGCAGAGCGUCAUGUUCAGCGAUUAAACAGACGCAGUACCGAGACAAAACGAAAACCGAGUCGUCAGGUGGUAGGGGAGGCACCGACUGUUCGUGGCGAAGGGAUUCUAUCUUGAUUUUUCGGGAAGGGGGGGGAAUGCAGAAAAUUCUGGUUCCGGAUCUUUCCUUAACCCCGGGGGGGUGGGGGGGGAUGUCCCUGUACACUCCAAUACACUCAACAUAUUACACUAUACACUACACUAUACAUUGAUAUAAACUACACUACCCACGAGAAAACUCUGCAUUAUACACUCAAAACUAUACUACCCACUACGCUAUCCACUGGUGUUACGUGGAGUGGAAGACCACGAAGACAGAGCGGUGUGACGCGGGGUGGAAGGUGUUGUAAUUACUGGUCGAAACGUCGUACUCGGAUUGCACAUGUUGUGGCUUGGCUCCAACACACCGAUGUGCUGUACCAGUGACGGAUUGCCACGUUCUGUUUACGUCACAGCCCUUACUAGUUGGCUGUGUUGGGUGGUGGCGGGUUUUAACGACAUUUACGCCAUCUAACCCAAAAAACCGCUAAUGGAUGUUAUUGGUUUGCGAAAGCCGACGCGUUAAACUGGGGUGGGAAAGGUGGCUGGUAGGAGACUGCAGGGGUUUGUAAAUGAGAGAGACAGAUGGGGUGGCAAGGAAACAAUUCCGUUUAAUAAUAAUAACGUUAUAGUAACAUUAUAUAAUAAUUAUCAUUUAGAAUCCCAAAAGAUUACAAUGCUGCAGUAGCAGCAGCAGUGACGACGACCAAAUAACGCGCACAGCCCCUCCCUUGCAGAGUGCUUGGCUAGAGGUCAGGGCUCGGGGUUAGAGGUCAGGGUUUGAGAGAGUCAGGGCUCAGAGUUGGGGGUCCAUGUUACGGGUUGGGGUUACAAGGCAAGGGGGUCGGGGCCAGGGGUCAUAGCCGGGGGCUGACUGUUGUGGCCGGGUGAGGCAAAGCUCACCUCCAAGCUACCCCCACGGCUUAGAAGGAAAGGCUGACACGGAGAGAGACAGACGGCAGGCUCGCUCCACUGCUUGGUGUGGCAAGUCCACGUGCCACAGAGGGGGGCGAGAGAGAGCCAUGCAAACUCCAAAUGUAGAGCAGCGAGGCCAUCAGUCGGGGUCCGGGAUGGAACCCCGCGAGAGCUCCUGCGUACCAGGCGAUGUAGUUAACAUCUCCUAGCCACUGUGGGGUCAUAAUGGCCGUGUCCAAGACACCAGUCUGCACUGCUGAGAUCUUGGGAUUAGAUUCAUUCGGAGACCGGUUUCUGUUCGAAUCCGUGGGUCUCCAAGUCUGAGCGAGUCCCCGAGUGAAUCUGGGUCUCUGUGCGAGUCUUUGUGGAGUCUCCGAGUGAGUAUCCCAGCACGUCUCUGAGUGAGUCUCGGGGUCAUCUCCGGCUCAUCUCUCUCCAUGUCUGCGUGCGCCCCCCCAUACGCUCCUCCUCCUCAUGCCGCCUUCAUGGCCUCCGCGCUUUCCUUCUGUGCCUCAUCCUUGAGCUGAGCCUUUUUAUCCAGGUUCCAGCCACUCAGAGACUCGUUUCUCUUAGCCGCCUGCAUUCCCACACCACACCACACACACAAACACAAAUGUCUCACGCCACACACAAAUGUCCCAUACUGCCGCGUAGACUUUACCGGAACCAUGGAGUGCAAAGGUGGUUGGGUUAUUGAUGGUCAUGUGGUGGUGGUGGUGGCGGCGGUGGCGGUAUCUGGUUACCCUCUUGCCAGAGACCACCAUGACGACACAGCCCGCGACUGGGAUGGUGGUGGUAGUAGUGGUGGUUGUGUGGUGGUGGUUGUGUGAUGGUAUCUGGUUACCUUCUUGCCAGAGAUCACCAUCAGGAGGCAGCCCACAACGGUGAUCCCGAUCAUGACGUAGCAAGCGCGGAUUCGCAGCUUGUUCCGGGCAGCCUCAAUCAUCUCCACGCUGAGCACACAACCACAAAGAGAAAAAGCCCCUAUGAUGAUGAUAUUGGUGACAAUGAUGAUGAUAGGAGUGAAUGAUAGCAAUAAUAAUAGUGAUGACAAUGAUAGCGAUGAAAGUUUAAUGACCGAAAUAAGGACCCAAAAGCCAAAUGGCAGUCUAAGCGUCUUUAAAAAAACAACCAUCUCCGAUUGGAGGAAAGGGGCCUCCACGGUUGAUUGAUCGGGUGGCUGACCUCUAAGAGGCAUAGGAAGACCAGGGGUUAGAACAGAAAGGAAGGAUCCAUUAAAGGGAACGGAUGGGGGAUUGGAUAGAGGUAAAAAACAAACUAUGGGUGAGAAGAAUAGAGAAAGGGGUGCUGCAGAGGGGAUAGAAGGGAGGGGGGGGUAGAGACAAGCCAGGUGACAGUCACCAAGCUUAGGGUGCCUCAUCGUAGAAGUCUAAGAGGGUUCCGUAUUGUGGAGGUCUUUAAUGAAAGUGGCUCUUCUCAUAACUUGUUGUGGGAGUCGUUACACAUUGACUCAACACUACCCAUGUAGGGUGCCUUAUUGUGUAAUCCAUAGGGUUCCUUAAGGUGUAACUAAUAAAAGUGGCCCAUA